AUGGCAGCCGGCACCAUCCUCUGCCCGCUCCGGGGUGGUUUAAAGAUAGCGAACCUAUUCAUUGAUGCCCUUACAAACGCCGACAGGGCAGGUGAGCUUCCUGCAUGGCUUGUUGCGGCGGGGUUGGCUGGAGGCCUUGGGCCGGGCUGCGGUGUCCGAGCUGCCCGUCUGAGAGCCCAGAGGGCCCUGGGGCCGCUCCUGGAGACUCCGCCAGCCUUUGGGUUCUUUUUGCACGCACUCGGAACUUUGCCCUGGAGGCGGAGCUGGGGCCGAAGCUUCCACUGGGCCUGCUCGGAGGAGCUGGGAACGGGAGCUCCCACCGGUGGUACCGGGAGUUGCCCCACGGAGCCGCUUCCUGGUCCCUGCCUGCGAGGACGGACGCCUGGGUCAAAGCAGGAUGUUUCGCUGCUGGUGCUUCAUCUUCAGCCAGAGGAAUACGGUCGUGCUGGGCUCCAGGUCGCCCUCAGCACAGUGUGCGUUGCCAGCGGGUUCACGGGUGGCAUUUUCAGGAUGGAGUCUCAGCUGGGCAAAACCAGAGCUCCCAUGUGGGCAGGGAUGGUGAUGGGAGUCCCAGGCGUCCUGGCUUCGUUUUCCUCACACAGGAAGAAUCCAGUUCUGGUGAAUGUGCUGAUAGUUGCUUCUCUGCUCUCUUGUGUUGCCAUCCUCAUUUUAUAUAGUUCCCUCACACUGAACUAUGGUGAAGAGGAGGAGCUGCGCUCUGCCCCAGUCUGUGUAUUCCAUACAAAGUUUGUACUUAAUGAAGUAGUCAAGGGUGCUAACAUAGCCAUGCUAGCUGCAUCCAUCAGCAGCACGUUUGCUGUGCUGGUGAUGGCUUCCCUGGGGUGGAGCCUUCCGUGCUGUCCCUGCUAUGACAGCAUCACUGGGAUGGAAUGGUUGCAUCCUAGUGAGGACCAAAGUCAGGCUGUGGAAAUGGUUUGUGCUGUACAAAGUCUUGGAGGCAAAAGUUUUAACUUCCCAGAUCGGUUUCCAUCCCAGGACUUGGAUGCAGAGGAAGACUCAUCCAAACCCUCACCGUAUAUCAGGAUGGCUUGA
Messenger RNA from Chaetura pelagica (chimney swift), 1053 nucleotides. RefSeq lists its product as uncharacterized. The record is from RefSeq and is a predicted model, not a curated record. Gene Ontology annotation, cellular component: membrane. Lineage: Eukaryota; Metazoa; Chordata; Aves; Apodiformes; Apodidae.